AGUCGGAAUCAACAAAAACAAACAAUAGCUCAUUUUAAUAAAAAAUGUAAUGAAUGCGAGAAUGAAAAAAGUGAAUUAGAAAUUAAAUGUGGAAAUCAAGAUGCCACAAUAACAGAUUUAAAUACAAAUGUGAGAGAUUUAGAACUUACUAUUGUGCAGCUUUCAGAGAAAUUAGGAGACCAAGAAAAUGAAAUAGAGAAUUUAAAGAAGGAAAAUUCAACUCUUCAAGAUAAUCAAAAUAAAUUGAAAAAUAACCUAGAAGAUCGAAACAAUACUGAAUUAAUGAAGCUUAGAAUCCAAUACGAUGAUGAAAAGAAACAGUAUGAAACAGAAUAUGCAUUUAUGUUAGAUGAGAAAGACAGACAAAUUCAACAUAUCUCCGAAGACAAAGACAAACAAAUAAAAGACUUAGCUGAUGAAAAAGAAAAACUAACCGAUUUAAUAAAUUCAAAUAAUACUAGAAUAAGAUCCAAAUACGUUACACUCGAGAAUGACCUAAAAACAUGUAAGCAACAAUUAAAUAGUGCACUUGAACAAUUAACUAUAAGUCGUCAACAACAAGAAGAAUUAUAUAGGCAAAUAAAUACAAAUUUAAUGUCUCUUGAAGAAUACCAACUAAAAUUAGCCACAUGUGAAAACGAUAUAAAGAACCAGAAUAUGCAAUUUCUGGAAUGCCAACAAGCCCUACAAAAAUGCAAAGAUGAUAAACUAUCAGAAAAAGAAGAAUAUAAUAAUUUAUUAGUAUCCCAAAACCAUUAUGUUCAGGAAUGCCAACAAAAACUACUAGAUUGUGAAAAUUCUAAAAAAAUAAAGUAUGAUGAAUAUAAUACAUUAGUAAAGAAUAUAAAUGAAGCAAAUAAAUAUAAUAUUGAAACAUUAGAGCGACUUUAUACAAAACCUACAUUAUCGAAUAGCGAUAUAAUUCAUUGUUUUUCAAGCAUAUUUCCUUUAGAUGAUGAUGAAUCGAAAGCAACAGGAAAAUAA
Procambarus clarkii (red swamp crayfish) is the source of this 984-nucleotide messenger RNA. RefSeq names its product fibrinogen- and Ig-binding protein-like. The record is from RefSeq and is a predicted model, not a curated record. NCBI's taxonomy places the organism in Eukaryota, Metazoa, Arthropoda, Malacostraca, Decapoda, Cambaridae.